AUGGUUGACCCCAAGAGACACAUCAACAUCCUUUCGCCAGAGGAACAGGCGUUCAUUGAGGAGUGCGACAAUGAGUUUGCACAUCGGUUUACGGAUUUGGACGAAGAAUUUAUGGCGCACUGUCAGCGUCCCUCGAAACCGCCGCCAAUAGUAUAUCCGUGGAACAAUCGCCGUGGUGGCGGCGGUGGCGGAGGAGGAGGUUGGCGAGGAGAAAGACGUUUCAACGACAGGGGUGGAAGAGGGAGAGGAGGUGGCCAUUUUAAUCGGCGCGAUGCAAGACAUCAGCCAUACAAUAAUGACAGAUAUCGUAGAAAUAAUCACCAGUCCGGUCGGGACGAAGGCUAUAGCAACAAUUCAUCACAAUCUAACAGCAGACAGUACGACCGAUCCGGCCGAGAACGCCAGUAA
Messenger RNA from Anopheles coluzzii, 408 nucleotides. Its product is annotated as RNA guanine-N7 methyltransferase activating subunit. Gene Ontology annotation, biological process: RNA 5'-cap (guanine-N7)-methylation. Gene Ontology annotation, molecular function: RNA binding. The transcript has a single exon. Bases 1 to 408 code for a protein of 135 amino acids. The record is from RefSeq and is a predicted model, not a curated record. Lineage: Eukaryota; Metazoa; Arthropoda; Insecta; Diptera; Culicidae.